Salvelinus fontinalis (brook trout) is the source of this 2105-nucleotide messenger RNA. RefSeq lists its product as uncharacterized. The record is from RefSeq and is a predicted model, not a curated record. The transcript has 10 exons. The coding region runs from base 168 to 2105 and encodes 645 amino acids. Lineage: Eukaryota; Metazoa; Chordata; Actinopteri; Salmoniformes; Salmonidae.
AGAGGUGAUGAAUAGGGAGGAACUAAACCACAUUUUACUUUCACUUUCACAGCCUUAGGAAAUAAAAUAUCAGAAGUAGGCUAGACUAUGAACCACACAUUGUUUUGGCAUAUCUAAUUUGAAUUUACUUUUACUUAUUAUCUCAACAAACAAACGAAUUAGCAAAUAUGCCCAAACUAACGCUCAUCGGAUUGUACUUUUGGAUUUGUCUUGCGCAAAAGGUGGUUUCCGGAGAGGAUCUUUAUCAUAAAGUGGAAGGUGAGCUGGUGUUGAAACCAGACAAGUCCACAGUGCCUGACUCCAUCACAAGCAUCCUAUGGAAGCAUGGGAAGAACAAGGUGGCAGAGUGGGACAAAGAUUUUGGUGGUAUUCUGGAAAUCUAUGCUGGCUUCAAAGGCCGCACAACCCUGGACCAGACUACUGGAGAGCUGAGAAUCAGUGGAUUGAACAAAACAGACAGUGGAGUUUAUUCUGUGGAGUUCAACAGCAAACUGCUUGAGAAGACAUAUACACUGUCUGUUAUCAAGGCAGUCCCCAAACCCAUCAUCACUUCUUCCUGUAACGCCAACCUAACCUCCUGCACUCUGACCUGUGAGGGCAACACCACUGAUGCUGAACCCGUGACCUACAGCUGGAAAGUGGGAGAGGGGGCGUGGGAGGUCGGAGGAAAACUGUUUAAUGUCUUUAAGAGCGACACUGGCAAAUCAACCAAUGGUUACAAGUACAUCUGCAAGCUGAAGAACGCUGUUAGUGGGGAAGUCAGUGAGCCAGUUGGAGAGGUGUUUGGUCCAGAGGCAGUCCCCAAACCCACAAUCACUUCUUCCUGUAACCCAGACAAAACCUCCUGCACUCUGACCUGUGAGGGCAACACUACUGAUGCUGAACCCGUCACCUACAGCUGGAAAGUGGGAGAAGGAGCAUGGGAGGUCUUAUACAAACAGAGGAAUGUCUCUAAGAGCAACACUGGCAAAUCAACCAAUGGUUACAAGUACAUCUGCAAGCUGAAUAACGCUGUUAGUGGGGAAGUCAGUGAGCCAGUUGGAGAGGUAUUUGGUUCAGAGUAUCUUUAUCAUGAAGUGGGAGGUGAGCUCGUGUUGACGCCGGACAAGUCCACAGUGCCUGACUCCAUCACAAGCAUCCUAUGGAAGCAUGGGGAGUGCUGGGUGGCAUAUUGGGACAAGGAUUCGAGUGGUCUGGACAUCUAUGGUGCCUUCAAAGAGCGUACAACCCUGGACCAGACUACUGGAGAGCUGAGAAUCAGUGGAUUGAAGAAAACAGACAGUGGAGUUUAUUCUGUGGAGUUCAACAGCAAACUGCUUGAGAAGACAUAUACACUGUCUGUUAUCAAGGCAGUCCCCAAACCCACAAUCACUUCUUCCUGUAACCCAGACAAAACCUCCUGCAUUCUAACCUGUGAGGGCAACACCACUGAUGCUGAACCAGUCACUUACAGCUGGAAAGUGGGAGAGGGAGCGUGGGAGGUUGUAGACAAACAGCUGAUUGUCUUUAAGAGCAACACUGGCAAAUCAACCAACAGUUACAAGUACACCUGCAAGCUGCAUAACUCUGUUAGUGGGGAAGUCAGUGAGCCAGUUGGAGAGGUGUUUGGUCCAGAGCCUUCCAUCAGAGAUUUUGUUGGUGUUGUUGUCACUGCCAUUGUGGCAUUUGUUUUCAUUGUCAUAUCAGGAAUGUUGGUGUGGAAGAAAAAGACUGGAUAUCCCCAAGACACCUGGAUCGACUUUUUGAGAAGGUUUUGUGGUGGAAUUUGUGGGCGCGACGGUGAGCCUAAAAGGGACGGCGGUGGCGGUACAGGGACCGGCGGCGGACCGGCGGCGGCGGAGAGGGCGGCGAUUGCGGCGGCGAUUGGAGCGGAGGCAGCUAUUGCAGGGGCGGCGAUGGCGGCGAUGGCGGCAGCGAUGGCGGCGAUUGCGGAGCCGCAGAUUGCGGAGGCUGCGAUUGCGGAGGCGACGAUUGCGGCGAAGGCGGCAAUUGCGAAGGUGGCGGAGGCGACGAUUGCGGAGGCGGCGAUUCCGAUAGCGGCUGCGGACCGGGGGCCGGCGGCGAUUUUGAAAGGGGCGGUGGCGGAGGCCCGAGGGCCGACCUGA